Messenger RNA from Neoarius graeffei (lesser salmon catfish), 2099 nucleotides. RefSeq names its product growth hormone regulated TBC protein 1a (gene grtp1a). NCBI's taxonomy places the organism in Eukaryota, Metazoa, Chordata, Actinopteri, Siluriformes, Ariidae. The record is from RefSeq and is a predicted model, not a curated record. The coding region runs from base 356 to 1429 and encodes 357 amino acids. The transcript has 8 exons.
CCUACCGCCGGGGAACACUGCAAACAGAGGCGUGUGCGUGUUUGGGAUGAAGCGGAUCUGUAGGCGGAAACAGAGACGCGGUGUAAAGUAGGACGGUAUCUUUGUGCCUCAGUACCGGACAGGUUGACGGUGUGCGCGUGCAGUGGGAUUGAUAAAGUAAGCACCUCGCGAGCCUGUAGACAGUGUGAGCGGAAACACGGUGCGGUUUGUGACGGUAAUAAACUUCUCCCUGAGCACUCUGGACUUUAUUGGGACUGUGUUUCAUGGCACGGAGGUGAGAAGAAGAAGAAGCAGCUGCUCCUGAGAUGAGAUGAGAUGAGAUGAAUGCGCGAGAGCUGCGGGUGAAACGCGCACCAUGGAGACGGCGAACGGCGCGCGCGCGCCUCAGCAUCAACCCCAACUGCGCAUGAACGUCCCGAGCAGCGCCAGAGAGCGGGUCUCCAGCGUGGACCCGUAUGGCUUUGAGAGGUCUAACGACUUUGAUUACGAGUCCUAUGAGGAGCUCAUGUCUGAGUAUUUGGCUGUUCUCACCAAAAGGUCAAUCAAGUGGUCAAAACUGCUGCAGGGGAAAAACCGCAUCGAGAGGAAUCUUAAAGUAAAGCGUUAUGUACGGAAAGGGAUCCCAAAUGAAUACCGAGCUUUGAUCUGGAUGGCAGCAAGCGGCUCCCAAGAGCAGAUGGAGAAGAAUCCAGGUUACUACCAUUCACUCCUCCAGGCGCAACACGACCCUAAACUGGUGGAGACUAUCCGCACAGAUUUGCACAGGACGUUCCCAGACAACGUGCAGUUCCGGAAGACGGCUGAGCCGUGCCUGCAGAAGCCCUUGUAUAACGUCCUGCUGGCGUAUGGACACCACAAUAAGGCGGUGGGAUAUUGUCAGGGGAUGAACUUUAUUGCUGGGUACCUCCUCAUCAUUACCAAAGAUGAAGAGAAGUCCUUCUGGCUGAUGGAGGCUCUGCUAGGCAGGAUACUUCCAGAUUACUACACACCAGCCAUGUUGGGCCUGAAGACAGACCAGGAGGUGCUGGGAGAGCUGGUGAAGGUUAAAGUGCCAGCUGUUUGGCAGGCCAUGGUGAAACACGACGUUAUGUGGACACUGGUGGUGUCGCGCUGGUUCAUCUGCCUCUUUAUUGACAUCCUACCUGUAGAGACUGUUCUGCGCAUAUGGGACUGCCUUUUCUACGAGGGCUCCAAGAUCCUAUUCCGUGUGGCGCUCACUCUGAUCCGUCACAACCAGGUCCUGAUCUCUCAGGCUCAGAACCUCCCGGACAUCUGCGACCGUUUCAAACAGAUCACCAGAGGAGCCUUUGUGGAGGACUGCCACCCGUUCAUGCAGAACAUUUUUAAAGAACCCGGAAGCCUCUCCAUGGCGACCAUCACCAAGCUGCGGGUGGUGCACCGAGCACGGAUUAUGGCUGAAGAAUCUUGACUCGGCCCCUAACGCCUCAAACAUUCCAGACUUGUCCUGUGGGCUGUUUUUUUUUUUUUUUUUUAAAAUCUGAUGGCUGAAACUGUUCCCAACCUGAUGAAUUAUUAAGUGACGGUACAGGGAAAUAUAUUUAGAACCUCAACACUAAACUACACUACAGUAAGAAACCAGGCUUUGUGACCUCCAGUACACUUCAUAUUUAAUUAUAUAGACUAGUAAGUAGUUAGUAAGCUGAGCGACCACUUUUUUUUUUUUUUUUUUGGGGGGGGAUGACUGGCACAAGACUUUACAGGUAUGAGCAUGAUGUAGCCUUUCCUCCACAAGCUUGUACAGUUAUUUGUUACCUUGCACAUUUUUCUAGAUGGACCAUUUUGGGAUCUAUCAGAUUUUGAUGACUUGUUACACCUACUGUGAAAUAAAGAGCUUGGUACUGUUGCAUUUUUACACUGGGUACACUUUUUUUUUUUUUCUCCUCAAGGAUGUUUGUGAAAUGUCAAUUUCCUGGACCAACAACUUAUCAGAUUAGUUCUCUAGACACCUACAAUCACUUUAUAAACACCAAUAGAAGGAAGAAUUUUCUUGUGAUACAGUGCUGCACUUUCUAAUUAGCUCCUAAUUGUGUAGUCAGUUUUCUAAAUGAAAAAUAAUAAAGUGAACUGGAUUAAAAUCA